UAUUAUGCUAACGCUACUUCUGCCUUACAAAGCGCACUUACGCCGACGCCAUCUCGGGACAAAGGUCGUCCAUCGUUUUUUAGCAGGAGAAAUAAUAAUUAAAAUCCCACAACUUUACCCUCAGGAACUUCUGAGACUAUUUAAGGUUAUAUUCGUGCAGUAACUCUUUCUUCGUCGAUAAGAACGUGUGUUACUCGAAGCGUAGUUGGCUAACCGUUAGCUUGUGACGUUGUUAGCUAAACCAACUUAGCCGCGGAGGAAUUUCACAGCCUGUUUAUGUUUUCGCCAGUCCAAAGACAUGUUGGACGGAUCUCCGACUCCCAGCGAUGAAGCUAACAUCGGCAACGUCGAAAACAACAACCCGAUAUCGUUAAUUCCCAGCAGUGAUGGGGUGAACACGGGCAAUAAGACGAGGCAGGCGCUGCUGAAGAAAGGAGGAAGGAAGCUGCGGUCGACGGCGCCGCUGCAUCACCUGAAACCUCCGAGAAACAGCCCCAACAUCCGGCUGUCUGACCACAACAACAACUCUCUCGCUGCUGCAUCUGCUCACAAACCUGCAGCUCAGCCCGGUACCGAGCACCCUACAGGAACACAAACCGUGCUCACCCUCCAUCAUCUCAAACAGGGAGCCAAGAAGGAGCAACUGAAAUCCAAAGGUGGCCGAUUGGAGAGAGGAGCCACACAGCCAGAUGGCCAGCCUGCCCGCAACCUGCCCCGAAAUGAUCAAACCGCCCAGAACAUGAUCAAACGGAGCCACAAGCCCAAGCAGGGCCAAACCCCUGGAGCAUCCCACUCCAUAAAGAAAAAAGAUAACAGCAGCCCGAAUAAGCCCUCAUCUCUCCACCAGCCUCCACUCCGGGAGCAGAAAAAACCCCUCCGCAACUCGGGCAACGUGAAGAUUGUGAACAUACCGUCUGCUGAAGCUGCACCUGAAUACCUCAAAGAUGGCGAGAAGGUCUACGCUGGAGCUAAGUUCAGUGAGCCGCCGUCGCCGAGUGUCUUACCUAAACCGCCCAGUCACUGGGUGGGAGAAAACGAGCCUCAACAGAGCAACCAAAGCCGAGAGCAAAUGACUGUUCACUUAAAGUCGCUGCUGAAGGUACAAGAUAAUAAUAAUGAUCACAUCUGAUUGGAUUUAAAUGCCAACAAUUGGAAAAUAGGCAUUAAGGUAAAUUGAGUUUGGCCUUUAACACAUUGCAAUACAAUGAAGGGAGUUUUUUAUUAGCUGUAGUACAAUUUCCCAUUAUUCAACAUGCUGCCUGCAUUUGUGAACAUUUUGGAGACAUUGUGUUGUUGCUGGAGAUCUGACCGACAAUGCUGUGUCCGCCAGGUGUGUCUCAUAUUUUCUGCCUUCUUGCUGGCAGAGGAAAAUAUGUUUUUGUGAUUGAAAUUGUGCAGUAGGAAGCUGAGGUCGUCUCCAGUAGCAACAGGACCAGUGUCUCAUGUUUACAUUAUGCAAAGUGAUGACGGCACUUUCUUUGUGAAUACUUUUCAAAAGGCAGCCUUGCGUUGAUUUUUUAAAGAGCUCGUGUAAAUGUACAAAAUAUAUUGUAAACAUAUAUUUGUGUAUAUUUUUCCUUGUUAUUUUAACUGAGAUUCUAGUUUUGUUACUGAGGUUUUUCCAGAAAAAAAAAAAUAACAAAAAAGAAAAAAAUGUCCCCUGCAAACUGAGGCACUUUUUGACAGCUCCUUCAGCGUGAGGCUCAGUGGACGUAAGAAAGACUUUUCUAGCUGAUUUGCACUGAAAAAUCGAGAAGGGCGGGAAAUCUGUUGUUCCAAAGCUUGACCAGCCACUUUGAUGAAAUCACCAGCCAGCUUUGAGCACAGGAGAGGACUUCUAGAUCCUGGCUGGGCACCUUUCAAAAUGGCUCAGAUAGCGCACAAAUCAAAGCAGAACUUUUUCAGCUGGUGGCUGAAGUUCUGUCCCUUCUCCGAACACGGGUCCAGCCAGUGAAAAGCCAAGCGUCGAAUCAGGGACUGUGGGGCUGCUGAGGCCUCAGCAAACUGAGGAGACGACGACAAUGUGAAAAGUCUCACAACCAGCUGCUGCAGAAAGCCAGUAUCCAGACCGAGUGCUUUUUCUUUUUUAUUUUUAUUGCACUGACUCAGAGUACGUUCACAUUAAGCCAACUACUUUUUAAAACAUUUUUUUUUCUCUGUUUCCGGCCAUCUGUCCACACCGAGCCGGUGCCUUUCACAACCAAAAAGAAAGCUUUUUCCAGGACGCUAAUCAGAGUGGGAAAAUCUUGUAAUGAAGGCUUUGUGUUUCAGGUAGAGCUGCAGAGAUGAUCAUUUAAUCGAUUAGUUGUCAACUAAUUUGAUAUUCAAAUAAUCAGAGUAAACUUUGAAGAAAGAAAACAUCAAAAUUCACCAAUUUUGCUUAUUGAAUGUGAAUAUUUUCUGUUUCCAAUACUCCUCUAUCAAAAUACAGUAAAUAUCUUUGGGUGGUGGACAAAACGAGACAUUUGAGUACAUCAUCACGUGUGUUGAGACACUUUAUAAACCAAAAUACUAAUCAAUUAAUUGAGAGAAUAAUUGUCAGAUUAAUGGACAGUGUAGAUAAUCGUUAGUUGCAGCCCUACUUUUAGUGUGUAUGGGGAACUUUGAACAUAGCUGAGGAGUGUGUGGCAGUAACAUUAAAAAGACAGUCUUCUGUCACUUGUAAAUUUGUCUGUGAUCAGCAGACUUUUUUGACAGAAGAUAUCUUGUCAAUUAAGUCAUUAAUUGGCCAACGAGAAAAAUUUUCUGCGACCAUUUUAGUAAUCUGAUAAUUGUCUAAGCAUAAAAACCCCAAACAAUUGGUGGUUCCAAAUUUAUUUUGGACUGCUAGUCACACAAAACUAGACAUCCAAUGUGUCACUUAAGGAUCUAUUGUAAGAGGAAAGAAUUUUUCAUUUUGUAGAAUGAUAUGAAAUGGGCUAAUCAGUAAUGAAAAUGAUCAUUAAUCGUAGCCACAGUCAUAUUUCAAUCAUAAAAUGAUGUCUUAGUUGGCACUGGAGUGCUUGUAAACGCAUAAUUAUAUACUCUUUGUGAGAAAUAAAGAACUAAAUGUGGAAUUUGGCUCUGUUAAAUAAUAAUAGGUUAUCAUAGAGAGCAGUAAAUGACAGAAAACAGGUUUGUCCCACUCCUCGCCAGGUGUUUGCGUUGAUGACCGUUUUGUUGUUUGCUGAAUGAAAAGAGAAAAACAAAGAAGAGAUUAAGCUGUAUUCAUAUUGUUAAGGUGUUUAAAUGUGGACGGCAUGAAAAGGGUCGCGUGUGGACGCACAUUGUUUUUACACGUAAACUGCGUUUUAAAGAUUGUAUGGCUUCAUGUGGACGUAGUCUCACUUAUGUCUGUAUAAUAUGUUUUUUCUUAAAGGGGACUUGUUUUCACACACUUCAUUUCUCAUACCUCUUCUUUACCUUUUCAUUUCUUUAAGAUACUUUAAAGCACGUUAAUGUUUACCAAGAGUGCAGUAUGUGUUGAAUGUGGCACAGAUCUUGUGAUUAUGUAACACGAGU
Molecule: messenger RNA, 3501 nt
Organism: Epinephelus fuscoguttatus (brown-marbled grouper)
Lineage: Eukaryota; Metazoa; Chordata; Actinopteri; Perciformes; Serranidae
Gene: pnrc1
Product: proline-rich nuclear receptor coactivator 1
Exons: 2
Coding region: 299-1129 (276 amino acids)
Biological process (GO): nuclear-transcribed mRNA catabolic process, nonsense-mediated decay
Cellular component (GO): nucleus; P-body
Source: RefSeq, a predicted model, not a curated record